Molecule: messenger RNA, 2070 nt
Organism: Naegleria gruberi
Lineage: Eukaryota; Heterolobosea; Eutetramitea; Acrasida; Naegleriidae
Exons: 1
Coding region: 1-2070 (689 amino acids)
Source: RefSeq, a predicted model, not a curated record
AUGUCAUUGUUUGAUGAUUAUGAUUUCGAUAAUGAUGAUGGAUGCAAUAGUGUAAAUCAAUGGAGUGUGUUAUCAAAAUAUGACGAUGAAGAAAAUCAUUCAAAUAGAAAACAACAAGAAGGAAAAAAACAAAACCCAACUCGGAAAAAGCAACAAUUAAACAAAUCCAAAUCAAUUAAAAACAAGAAUGAAAUAAUGUUUGUACACGGGAAGAACAUUUUACAAAAUCUGCCACUAGAAUUAAUUUAUCAAAUAUUAAAUUGUUUAUCCGUAAGAGAAGGUUGUUUGAAAAUUAGGCCUUUGAACAGAUGGUCUGAAUCAAUAUUCGGAAUGUAUUUGGAAUCAGGUCAAGUUAGAGAGUUGAAUAUUUGUAAGGAGGUGUACCAUAGAGCUUUCAUGAAGGUGAAGGAAGGCUUAUUGGGAAGUAAUGAAUUGUUCAACUUUUAUUUCAGAUCAAAGGAGGAAAUUGAGAGGAUGAAAUACUUUAGAAGUGUUUUUAUGGGAAAGUUUGUGAAUGGAGUGCGGAGGAUUGUCUUUGAUAAACUGAAGGAUUUUCCACUUGGAUUAUUGGUUAAGAUUGAUGAGGAUUUGCAUAGAAAUUUGACAAAUCUUGAUAGGAAGAAAGGUGGAAAGAGUAGAGCUAAAAAGGGUGUAAACAAAUUGAGGCCAAAAUCAAGUUGUCUGUUUGCAAAUUUUGAAACAUUUUGGAGUGGAAUUAAAGGUUUGGAAAUUAAUUCUUCAACUUUUUGUAACCAGGCAAUGAGUAGUGCUUUAGAUUUUGAUUCAAUGGAUAAUGAAAAGAGUGGAUUGGAAUUGUUAAGUGGAGUGAUUUCUGGUCUAUUACAAAAUCUUGAAUCAUUAACAUUGAAAAAUAUCAAAUAUACAGCAGAGGAAGCUAAAGAUUGUGAAUUAUACAAGACAUUUGUUAGCAAGGUUUUGAAAAAUUCAUGUAAAUUAACCGAGUUGUCUUUUGAACAUACUAAUGCUGUAUUGUGUGAAGAAACCUUUCAAAUUGAUUAUCCAAAUAUUGUAUCAUUACGAAUUAUCGACCAAGAGUCUAGGUGUAUCAAGCUCUGUUAUUUUCAAAAAUUAACAAUACUGGAGAUUCACUAUUAUGAAGGAUCCAUGAAAGAAAUAUUAAGUAAUUUACCUCAUUUGGAAAAUAUAACGUUGAACAAAUGUAUUUUGAGUGAUCUAGAAUGUGAUUUGAAAUUUCCCACUAAUUUGAAACAUUUUGACAUUUCUUUUUGUAAAUUUUAUAGUUUGACACCAGAAAUAAGGCAUUUGGUAUUGGAUCAGUUAUGUGAAUGUUCGCAACUCCAAUCACUCUCCAUCAUUAAGGUUGAAUAUAUAGACCACUAUUGUGAUUUUAGAAAUUCUCAAAGUGAUUUCGAUGCCUUUAUUGAAAAAUUACCUUUAAAUCUUAAACAUUUACAAGUGGACAGUCUACAGAAAGUUCAAAGCUUGAUAUUGUUGAAAAGAUUCAUCAAACUUGAAUCAUUGCAUUGCUUUGGUUCGUAUUGUCGAGGAGUGGAUAACAUCAAACUGAUACAACACUUUCAUCAUAUGAAGGAUAUUUCAUUCGAUUGUAUACAGGCCCUAGGUAGAGAUUUAUCACUCGCUCUUAAAGAUCUAUCCAAAUACGAAUGUCAAACAACACUACGCACCAUUCAUAUUGAAAGAUGGUCAACCUAUGACAUUAACCUCGAAUCGAAAAUGCAAUACAUUCAACUAGAAAGAUUACCAGCACUACCAAACUUGAUUUCCCUCCAAAUCAUUGGCUAUUACUUUGAGAAUGAGGAGACAACACUCCGUUCCAAAGAUCCUGAUCUGAGAAGCAAGAUUUCAACAAAUCUUCCAAAAUUACAAACUUUGAUAAUAUCAUCCAUGAUUUCCUCACUAUCAGGUCUCAAAUAUCUGAAACAUCACCCAAACAACAGUAUCAUUGAUAAUUCUACUAGUUUAGAGAAUAGUUCCUUAUUGCAUUUUGAUUUUUGGACACAAGAAAACAUGCAAGUUCAAAAGCAACAACUUUUAGUAUCCAAAAAACUAAAGAAAAAGACAAGAUAG